This is a messenger RNA of Peromyscus leucopus (white-footed mouse), 3848 nucleotides long. RefSeq names its product platelet derived growth factor receptor beta (gene Pdgfrb). Gene Ontology annotation, biological process: protein phosphorylation; angiogenesis; cell chemotaxis. Gene Ontology annotation, molecular function: ATP binding; platelet-derived growth factor binding; platelet-derived growth factor beta-receptor activity. Gene Ontology annotation, cellular component: signaling receptor complex. The record is from RefSeq and is a predicted model, not a curated record. Lineage: Eukaryota; Metazoa; Chordata; Mammalia; Rodentia; Cricetidae.
GUGUGGCGGUGGUAGUGGGGGCACGGAAAGCCCACAGUGGUGUGAGCGCUGGGGCUGACUGUGGUCACAGUCCCCGCUGCGCCCUAUCGGGGACUUAGGCUUGCUCUGGGAGUAACUUUGAGGGAGAGGAGAACAGAGAGGAGGCCAGAGCCGGAGCGGGCCCAGACCAGUCGUCAGCGUCCUGCCUGCCAGCGAGACCCAGGGCGGCCCCUCCAGGCUGCUCCGCUCCUCCCAAAGGAUGCUUUGGGAGUGAGGAGGGGCUGGCCUGCUCCUCGCCCCUGAGCACUCUCUCCAUUCCCCUGUCUCUCCCAAGGCUUGCCGCAAUCAGGCUAGCCCUUCUACUGCUGUCCAUUUGGGGUCCAGCACAAUAACAGAGGACAGUGAGGAGGACUUCCUGGAGGGGGUGAUAGCCCACACCAGAAGCCAUCUGUAGCCUGGACACCAUGGGGCUCCCAGGUGUGAUGCCAGCUCCAGUCCUCAAAGGCCAGUUGUUGCUGUCCCUGCUGUUGCUGCUGGGACCACAGAUCUGCCAAGGUCUGGUCAUCACGCCCCCUGGGCCAGAGUUCGUCCUCAACAUGUCCAGCACCUUUGUUCUGACCUGCUCGGGUUCAGCUCCAGUGGUAUGGGAGCAGAUGUCCCAGGCGUCCUGGCAAGAAGCGGCCAUGAAUCAGGACGGCACCUUCUCCAGUGUGCUGACAUUGACCAAUGUCACUGGGGGAGAUACUGGAGAAUACUUCUGUGCCUACAACAACUCCCUAGGGCCAGAGCUCGGUGAGCGGAAGCGCGUCUACAUCUUCGUGCCAGAUCCCACCAUGGGCUUCCUCCCGAUGGACUCUGAGGACCUAUUCAUUUUCGUUACGGACGUAACAGAGACGACAAUUCCAUGCCGAGUGACAGACCCCCAACUGGAGGUGACAUUGCAUGAGAAGAAAGUGGAUAUCCCCCUGCACAUACCCUAUGACCACCAGCGUGGUUUCAUCGGCACUUUCGAGGACAAGACUUACAUCUGCAAGACCACCAUUGGGGACAGGGAGAUGGACUCGGAUACCUUCUAUGUCUACAGCCUCCAGGUGUCAUCCAUCAAUGUCUCUGUGAACGCAGUACAGACCGUGGUCCGCCAGGGUGAGAGCAUUACCAUCAAGUGUAUUGUGAUGGGAAACGAUGUGGUCAACUUCCAGUGGACAUACCCCCGCAUGAAGAGUGGGCGGCUGGUGGAGCCGGUGACAGACUACCUCUUUGGGGUGCCCUCCCGCAUUGGCUCCAUCCUGCACAUCCCCACUGCUGAGCUGAGUGACUCGGGGACCUACACUUGCAAUGUGUCAGUGAGUGUGAAUGACCAUGGAGACGAAAAGGCCAUCAACAUCACUGUGAUCGAGAGUGGCUACGUGAGGCUGCUGGGAACACUGGGUGACAUACAAAUCGCUGAGCUGCACCGGAGCCGGACAUUGCAGGUGGUGUUCGAGGCUUAUCCGCCACCCACUGUCCUGUGGCUCAAGGACAACCGUACCUUGGGUGACUCCAGCGCCGGCGAGAUGGUUCUGUCCACCCGCAACAUAUCGGAGACCCGGUACGUGUCAGAACUGACCCUGGUACGCGUGAAGGUGGCAGAAGCCGGCAGCUACACCAUGCGGGCCUUCCACGAGGACGCAGAGGCCCAGCUCUCCUUCAAGCUGCAGGUCAACGUCCCUGUCCGUGUCCUGGAGCUGAGUGAGAGCCACCCUGCCAAUGGGGAGCAGACCAUCCGCUGUCGCGGCCGGGGCAUGCCUCAGCCGAACGUCACCUGGUCUACCUGCAGAGACCUCAAAAGGUGUCCACGAAAGCUGUCACCCAUACCCUUGGGUAACAACAGUUCCAAGGAGGAGAACCAGCUAGAGACUAAUGUGACUUUCUGGGAGGAAGAACAGGAAUAUGAGGUGGUGAGCACAUUGCGCCUGCGUCAUGUGGAUCAGCCGCUGUCAGUACGCUGUAUGCUGCAGAACUCGAUGGGCAGAGAUGCGCAGGAGGUCACCGUGGUACCACACGGUGACCCUGCCUUCAAAGUGGUGGUGAUCUCAGCCAUCCUGGCCUUGGUGGUUCUUACCGUCAUCUCUCUCAUCAUCCUCAUCAUGCUGUGGCAGAAGAAACCACGCUAUGAGAUCCGAUGGAAGGUGAUCGAGUCGGUGAGCUCCGAUGGCCAUGAGUACAUCUACGUGGACCCUGUGCAGCUGCCUUAUGACUCCACCUGGGAGCUGCCGCGGGACCAGCUUGUGCUCGGACGCACUCUAGGCUCUGGAGCCUUCGGACAGGUGGUGGAGGCCACGGCGCAUGGUCUGAGCCAUUCACAGGCCACCAUGAAAGUGGCAGUCAAGAUGUUGAAAUCUACAGCCCGAAGCAGUGAGAAACAAGCCCUCAUGUCAGAGCUGAAGAUCAUGAGUCACCUUGGACCCCACCUGAACGUGGUCAACCUGCUGGGAGCCUGUACCAAAGGAGGGCCCAUCUACCUCAUCACCGAAUACUGCCGCUACGGAGACCUGGUGGACUACCUGCACCGGAACAAGCACACCUUCCUGCAGCGCCACUCCAACAAGCCCCGCCCACCCAGUGCUGAGCUCUAUAGCAACGCCCUGCCCGUGGGGCUCCCCCUACCCAGCCCCUUGUCCCUGACUGGGGAGAGCGACGGCGGCUACAUGGACAUGAGCAAGGACGAGUCUGUGGACUACGUGCCUAUGCUGGACAUGAAAGGAGACAUCAAGUAUGCAGACAUUGAGUCCUCCAACUACAUGGCCCCUUACGACAACUAUGUCCCAUCCGCCCCUGAAAGGACCUAUCGGGCUACCUUGAUCAAUGAUUCACCGGUGCUUAGCUACACAGACCUCGUGGGCUUCAGCUACCAGGUGGCCAAUGGCAUGGAGUUCUUGGCCUCUAAGAACUGUGUUCACCGAGACCUGGCGGCCAGGAAUGUGCUCAUCUGUGAGGGCAAGCUGGUCAAGAUCUGUGACUUUGGCCUGGCUCGAGACAUCAUGCGGGACUCCAACUACAUCUCCAAGGGCAGCACCUUCCUGCCUCUGAAGUGGAUGGCCCCAGAGAGCAUCUUCAACAGCCUCUACACCACCUUGAGUGACGUGUGGUCUUUCGGGAUCCUUCUCUGGGAGAUCUUCACACUGGGUGGCACCCCUUAUCCAGAGCUGCCCAUGAACGACCAGUUCUACAAUGCCAUCAAGAGGGGUUACCGCAUGGCCCAGCCUCCCCAUGCCUCCGACGAGAUCUAUGAGAUCAUGCAGAAGUGCUGGGAAGAGAAGUUUGAGACUCGACCCCCCUUCUCCCAGCUGGUGCUGCUCCUGGAGAGGCUGCUGGGUGAGGGAUAUAAGAAGAAGUACCAGCAGGUAGAUGAGGAGUUUCUAAGAAGUGACCACCCAGCCAUCCUGAGGUCUCAAGCCCGCUUGCCAGGAUUCCACAGCCUCCGAUCUCCCCUGGACACCAGCUCUGUCCUCUACACUGCUGUGCAGCCCAAUGAGGGUGACAACGACUACAUCAUCCCUUUGCCUGACCCCAAGCCUGACGCUGCUGACGAGGGCCUCCUAGAGGGUUCCCCCAGCCUCGCCAGCUCCACCUUGAACGAAGUCAACACUUCCUCGACCAUCUCCUGCGACAGCCCCCUGGAUCUCCAAGAAGAGCCACAGGCAGAGCCUGAGGCGGAGUUGGAGCAGCCGCAGGGCUCAAGCUGCCAGGGACCUCAGGCUGAGGCAGAGGACAGCUUCCUGCUAAGCGCCUCCCUGAAGCGUGAGCCACUACGCGCCCCGACUGCGCUGGACUGCUGUGAGACCCUUGUCCUCUCUGGGUACCAGUUUUCUUUGCCCUUUGAAAAAUGA